AUGGGUUGCGCAAGCUCUACCCCUGUCGAUCCACAGGACAGGAUAGCAGCUAGGCAAACAGCUACAAUCGAUAAGAUGAUCCGGAUGGACAAAAAGGUCCAAGAUCGGACAGUGAAGAUUCUCCUGCUCGGCGCCGGUGAAUCUGGCAAGUCGACCAUUAUUAAACAAAUGCGAAUUAUCCAUGCCGGCGGUUUCCCAGAAGAUGAACGACGACAAACCCGCGCCGUCAUUUACUCUAACUUGGUGGUGGCAUUCAAGGUCCUGCUGGAUAUCAUGCGGACGGAGAACAUUGACUUCGAGCACGAAGCCACAAUGCCACAAGCCCAACUAUUAGACUCAACAGAGCCGGAUGUAGAUUCGGACGAGGCUUUCAGCGACCUCGCCAUCAAGGAUGCUAUGCAGGGAAUGUGGCAGGAUAAAGGCGUACAACAAGCUGUGUCACGAGGACACGAAUUUGCACUUCAUGAUAAUCUUCAAUACUAUUUCAAAUCUCUCGAUCGCGUGUUUACCCCCGGAUGGCUACCCGACAAUCAAGAUAUGCUUCAUUCCCGACUCCGAACCACUGGUAUCACAGAAACCUUAUUCGAAUUGGGUCAAAUAAAUUUCCGAAUGAUGGACGUUGGCGGACAACGGUCAGAACGAAAAAAGUGGAUUCAUUGCUUCGAAGGAGUGCAAUGUCUCUUGUUCAUGGUUGCCAUGUCAGGUUAUGACCAAUGUCUUGUUGAAGAUCAGAAUGCGAACCAAAUGCACGAAGCUAUGAUGCUUUUCGAAUCCUUGGUAAACGGGGAGUGGUUCAAACGGAAACCAGUAAUUCUAUUCCUCAACAAAAUUGAUCUCUUCAAGGAAAAGAUUGCGAUAUCUCCAGUCUCGAAACAUUUCCCCGACUACCAAGGUCCGGAAGGCAGUUAUGAGCCAGCCAUCAAGUUCUUUGCCGAACGAUUCCGCGGCAUCACCCGCGUCCCUGAACGGGAAAUUUAUAUCCACCGCACGAACGCAACGGACACCACCCUUCUAAAAGCCACGAUGGAUUCCGUGCAAGACAUGAUUAUCCAGAAGAACCUUAACAACCUGAUUUUGUAG
Blastomyces dermatitidis ER-3 is the source of this 1080-nucleotide messenger RNA. Its product is annotated as small G-protein GPA2. Lineage: Eukaryota; Fungi; Ascomycota; Eurotiomycetes; Onygenales; Ajellomycetaceae. The record is from RefSeq and is a predicted model, not a curated record. Gene Ontology annotation, molecular function: GTP binding; G-protein beta/gamma-subunit complex binding; G protein-coupled receptor binding. Bases 1 to 1080 code for a protein of 359 amino acids. The transcript has 5 exons. Gene Ontology annotation, biological process: G protein-coupled receptor signaling pathway. Gene Ontology annotation, cellular component: heterotrimeric G-protein complex.